Molecule: messenger RNA, 1707 nt
Organism: Scophthalmus maximus (turbot)
Lineage: Eukaryota; Metazoa; Chordata; Actinopteri; Pleuronectiformes; Scophthalmidae
Gene: il21
Product: interleukin 21
Exons: 7
Coding region: 745-1356 (203 amino acids)
Biological process (GO): immune response
Cellular component (GO): extracellular region
Molecular function (GO): cytokine receptor binding
Source: RefSeq, a predicted model, not a curated record
CUUAGGUCCCUCAGGAUCUUAUCAAUCUUAUUAUAUGUAUUAUUAUUAUUUUCAUUAUUGUUAGUUCUGUAUAUACAUAGAGUAUUACUUGCAGAAGAUAACAAAUCAAAAUAAAUUAAAUAAAAUAAACAAAAUACAUAACCAUACAUGCCUCACUUUUAUCUUUGUUGAGCAUUUUCUCUUCAAGUAUUUUUUUGAAAAUCUUUGUAGCAUGUUACACAUUUUCAUGCCACGUUUACUCCUUUCGCCGAUACACAUCUUUGUUUUAUUAUUAGUUCCAAUCUUUAUCCUAGUGAACAUGCACAUUCCCCUCCGUUCAUACCUGCUCUCUCUAAUCGGAAACAGCUUCCGGAUACAGUCUGCAACCAUCCUGUGCAUUAGUUGCGCCGUUUUGAAACGUCACCAAGUUGCUAAAUUUAAGUGCGUGAGUUUAUAAAUAAUCUAUCGGCUGGUUCAUGAUAUUCUGCUCCGUUAAUGAUUCUUACGCAUGAGGUCACACAAAAGGUGUGAACGGUGAGGAAGUCUGAACACUUUCCGUUUGCACUAAUGUUGUCGUUAGUGUGUGUGUGUGUGUGUAGGUGUCCGUGAGUACAAUCAGGUUGUCAAUACCACACCCACGGAGAAGACCUAUGACACGCCGCCGCUGUGGCUCCAUGAUUCAAAGUGAAAAUGGGAAGUGCCGUCUCCCUGUAGUUUCCUGUCGGCUGCACCCCAACAGCUAUACGUUUACACACACACACACACAUGCAUCUGUCUGCCCCACGCACGCACGCACACAAACACGCGCGCGCACGCCGCCUGACGCCACUGUCGUAUCACGUAGUGGUGACUGCCAGUGGAAAAGAAAAUUUCAUUACUCACACGCCAGUUUCUGCACCUUUCCAACUCUACAAGUGGUUUUCCUGUGUCCUCAGGGAUACGUAUAAAAAAGUCUGCUGCUGCUGCUGCUCUCUGGUCAACGCCGCCGCCACCGCCGCCGCCGCCAAAACGGACCAGGGCAGGAAAUUACAAGAGGUCCUGAGGCAGUUGAGUGAUGUGAAAGACAGUGUGCAGUUCAACGAGAAGAUGCUGAGCUCUCCGCCAGAGAACAUCGAGGACUGCUGCUGUCUGUCGGCACUGGAGUGCUUCCGCGCAAACAUGCAGGUGCAUCUCAACGUCACCGGCAGGAAACUACACAAGCUCCUCAGGAGCCUCAAGAAUCCCCUCACGUUGAGCGGUCUGGACUCGUGCAAAUCCGGCAAUGAUACGCUCACGUGUCAUGACUGCGACUCACAUCCCAAAGUGAACGUCCAGGAAUUCUUCAACCGGCUGGAGUCUCUUAUUCAAAGGGCCAUAAGCAGACUGGUCAUGGACUGAGCAACAGAGAAGACCUAAUUUGAACGACACUGACUGACACUAAGCUGAAAACAUGCUAAUCAUGUAAAAAGUCAACAUAUUCUUGAGCCUUUUUUUUUUACGUAUUUAACUUAUUUAAUAUUUAUUUCGACCGUGUUGGUGAAUUCGCACCCGAGCGAGUGAGAAAUGUAUUUUCAGAAAAAGCUGCUUUGCCGCCACCCAGUGGACUGGACAUGGCAGUUGUUGUAGUUCUCAAAGAAUAUAAUGUAAUGUAUGUAAUGACGUUUUAUACUAUGUAUGAUGUCAUUCUAUUUUUAAAAUUUGAACUUCAUUGUACCAUUUAAAAAUAUAUAUUAAAUCGAUUGAAACAGA